AUGUCCUCUUGAUGUAUUGCUGUGGGCUGGGACACUGGCGGAAAGUACAGUCCACCUAUGGUUCGGCGGACCGUCAGGACUCCAAUAACACUGAGGUGGAAAAAAAUGCACAGGUGCAAUUGGAAAAGGCAAAGUUCAAACCUGUUGCAUUUGCAGUGCGUGCAAAUUACACCUACACUCCUGCCGAUGAUGACAAUGUACCUAUGCCAGGUCAUGGUGUGACCUUUGAGGCCAAAGACUUCCUGCAUGUUAAAGAGAAGUUCAACAAUGAGUGGUGGAUCGGCCGUCCGGUGAAGGAGGGUGGGGAGGUGGGCUUCAUCCCCAGCCCGGUUAACCUGGAGACCAUCCUCAUCAGACGAGAAGUGCAGGCCCGCAAGGCUGCCAAAGCCCUAGCCAAUAAAUUAGCUGCCGCUGCUGCCCAGGGUAAUACGUCUGCAGUAAAACCUCCUCCACCUCCUGCAGUCCAGCAGGUGAAGAAGAAGUCGGGGGAGCAAUUAGCUGCGUAUGAUGUUGUGCCUUCCAUGCGUCCUGUUGUACUUAUGGGCCCCUCAUUGAAGGGUUAUGAGGUGACGGACAUGAUGCAAAAAGCUCUAUUUGACUUCCUGAAGCAUCGGUUUGAAGGAAGGAUAACCAUAACCAGGGUGACAGCAGACAUUGCCCUGGCUAAACGGUCGAUACUCGGUAACCCAGGCAAACAUGGCUUGAUGGACCGCUCCAACACACGCUCAAAUUUAGCCCAGAUCCAGGGGGAGGUGGAGAGGAUCUUUGAGCUGGCCCGAAGCCUGCAGCUGGUGGUGCUGGAUGCGGACACCAUAAACCACCCAAUACAGCUCAGCAAGACCUCCCUGGCCCCCAUCCUGGUCUACGUCAAGAUCUCCUCCCCCAAGGUUCUCACAAGACUGAUCAAGACCAGGGGGAAGUCUCAGACCAAACACCUGAACGUCCAGUUGGUGGCUGCUGACAAACUGGCCCAGUGUCCAAAUGAGGUAUUUGAUGUCAUCUUGGAUGAGAACCAGUUGUCGGAUGCCUGUGAGCACUUAGCGGAGUACCUUGAGUCCUACUGGAGGGCCACCCACCCCCCAGAGAUGGAGCCUGCCAAUCCCAUGCUAGAGAAACUCGCUGAGAACACUCUCCCCGCCAGCCCUAAGGAAGAACCCAAAACCAAGAAGACGGCUGCAGCCAAGCAGAAAGGAUCCCAAGAAAACAGUCCCGAUCAGCAACCCCCGGAACAGAGAGAGGAGGAGGAGGAGGAGAGGUUUGAGGAGGAGGAAGAGGAGGAGGAGGACAUCGACGACGAGGAGAGACCGCUGAGGAGCGAACCCAAGCGCCCUCAGCACGCCCACCACCACCACCACCACCACCGCCACCGCUCUUCGGCCGCCCGCCCCGAGCACCACAACCACCAGCCCCCGCCGCCCCAGCAGUCCCUGGACGUGGAGCUGCUGCCGGGCCGCCAGUCCGUUUACUCCGAGUCGUCCCGGCGGCGCCGCAUGCUGCCGGAGGAAGAGGAGGAGGAGGAGGAGGAGCCGGGCAUGGAGGUGUACCACAACGCGGUGACCCACAGGGACCACAACCACCACCAUCACAACCACCACCGGCACCACCACCACCACCAUCACCACCACCACGGCAGCAGCAGCCACCACCGCGGGGCCAGCGAGGCUCUGGCCAUGGAGGACCAGCACUACCAGAGCCGGGACUACGAGCUGGAGCACAAUGAGCGCAACAGACAGCACCGGCACCAGGGACAGCAGCGCUCGCAGCACGAACAACACCACCCCGGCCAUCACAACCACUACCACUACCCCGGGAGGGACGGGGGCAGGGACCGAGACAGGGACCGUGACAGGGACCGCGACAGGGACAGGGAUGUGAGACGCGGGGACACGGGAGAGUGGUCCAGAGAGAUGUACAUUCACCAAUGAGUUAGUGAGUGCAGCUGCAUUUGCACAACAAAAAACUUUUACUCUCAGGUUCAGGUUGGAGUCUUGCAUUUCCCUCUUCCCUCCUGAUUUAUUUAAAGUUUUCUUUACCCCUCCUUCUCUUCAUCUUCCUCUUCUCACCACGUCUCAGUGUUUCUCUAUUUUGGGUCCAAAGGUGUGGUGACAAAAGAUGAUGUCUCUGAACAAUACAAUUAAAGAUGUCACAAUUUUUUCAAUGGAAAUAAAAGCAUGACAAAGAGUGAGAACUUUG
Molecule: messenger RNA, 2193 nt
Organism: Engraulis encrasicolus (European anchovy)
Lineage: Eukaryota; Metazoa; Chordata; Actinopteri; Clupeiformes; Engraulidae
Gene: cacnb2b
Product: calcium channel, voltage-dependent, beta 2b
Exons: 13
Coding region: 12-1925 (637 amino acids)
Biological process (GO): calcium ion transmembrane transport
Cellular component (GO): voltage-gated calcium channel complex
Molecular function (GO): protein binding; voltage-gated calcium channel activity
Source: RefSeq, a predicted model, not a curated record